Messenger RNA from Haemonchus placei, 2109 nucleotides. The record is from the annotation of a GenBank genome assembly. Lineage: Eukaryota; Metazoa; Nematoda; Chromadorea; Rhabditida; Trichostrongylidae.
AUGACUGCCGAGGAUGGAGCCACCUCUGGCGUUCUGGCCACUUGCGAGCAUAGGGCCAAGAAGAGCCUAUUCAAAGCCAAGGAAGUUCGGAAAAAGCUCAAAUCUUGCAAGCGGCUGUGUGAAGAAUGUGAACGAAAUCCUAAAAAUGGAACCAUUCCAGAAAAUGUUAAAGCAGAGGUGUUCAUUUGUGUUUCAUGCGGUUGUCUUACCUGUGCUACUCAUGCUAAGAAACACUGUGAGGCUCCUCGUACUGGAGAGAAACAUCCUCUUUUACUUAAUCUCGAAAGCUGCCAAAUUAGGUGUGAGGCCUGUGACCUGAUACUCGCCCCUAUGGAUGCCCCUCAAGAUCUCGUUAGAUUGUUUUGUAAUGAAUAUAGAUCAUUCGUAAAAACCAAAGCUGAACCAAAAACAAAUGGGAAGGCGGUGGACGCCAAAUUAUCUCCUGAUGAACUCGAGCAGGACUUGAAGCAUACUCGUUCUACUCAAGACAGUACUAACGUACCACUCACUAAUUCGAAGAAAGCUGACUCUAAAGACCUUGAAAGAAAGCGUGGAACUUUCUCUACUGAGUAUAUGAUUCCGGCAAAGGGCCUUGUAAACUUGGGGAAUACUUGCUUUUUCAAUAGUGUUAUGCAGUGUAUGAUGCACACUCAUCACCUCACCUACUAUUUUCUACGAUUUGGUAAAGUUUCUUCUCUACAAUUCCGAGAGCCGCAAACAGUCAUCGUAAAUGAAGAGAAAGUCGAACUCGAGCCAGCCACUAUAAGUGUUCCUUCCGAAGCCACGCCACUGAAUUCAGUGCUUCGUGGGUUUAUUGCUGAAUUUCACUGUGGCGCUACUCCUUCUCCUGGCCCAGUGUUUUCGCAAAUAUCGUGCAAAACCCCUCGUUUCAAAGGGUAUCAACAGCAAGAUGCACACGAACUUCUCAGGUAUUUGUUGGACGGUUUACGGAGUGAAGAAUUGGAGCGGUACAAAAGCGGCAUCUCGUCCUACUUCGGGGUCUCUCCAAAGGUCAAUAAAAAACUCAUUGACCCGGAGACGGUCAAACUUGCAAAAGGCUAUCUUCAAGCUGCUGGACGUCCUCUUCUGGACAUGGUGUUUGGUGGCACACUACUUCAAACGAUUCUUUGCUCUGAAUGUGGUCAUGUAAGCGAACGUCAUGAGCAGUUUUUGGACUUAUCUAUACCAGUGACGCUGAAUGGUUUCGGACGUUUUCGGCCAAGCCGUUCAGCAGUUCCGAUUACUGAAGGCCGCAAAGGAAAGAAGAGGAGUCGUCAAGGAAAGCGGAUAAUGUCAGGGAAAAACGGCGACAUCCGCGAAGGUGAUAUGGUGGGCGUUCGAGAAGCAUGCGGUGUUUAUGAUGACGAUCGCUAUUCUGAUGAUGAAAUUGACCGAUUGGCAGCUGGCGUAAAUAGAUUGGAUUUCACGAAGGUUUUGGUUUGUCCACCCGAGGAGUAUACCGAUGGAGUGUGCAGCAUAGGAUCUUGCCUUCUCGAAUUCACAGCUCCAGAACAGUUGGAAGGCUUAAAUGCUUACGAAUGUGAGAAGUGCUGUGUUCCCCGAAACAAAAAGAUGAAAGCGAUCGGCAGCCAAAAGAAGCGUGUUUGUGCCCUGAAGCGUUACCUUAUAUAUGAGCCACCGGCUGUGCUCACACUUCACCUAAAAAGAUUCCAGCAAUUAGAGGGAAUGUGUGGAAAAACGUCAACGAGAAAGCUCAGUGGUCAUGUUUCUUUUCCUAUGAUGUUCGAUAUGGCUCCGUUCUGUUGUAGAAAUGUGGAGCGUCUGGCUCCUGGAGAGAAACGAUUGCUUUACUCGUUAUACGGUGUAGUUGUUCAUUCUGGUAGUCUUUCUGGUGGUCACUACGUUGCAUAUGUAAAAAGUAGGCAUAGAUUGAAGCAGGCUCAUGUGUUCCUGGAAUUUGCACGAACUACAUGUGCUGAUAAAUUAUCGUACCAGAAUGGAACUACAAUCGAUGACUUCUGUGAUGAAUCAGACUUGCAUAAUGAAGGACAAUGGUACUAUUGUAGUGAUAGUCAAGUAUUAGCUGUUAACGAAAACCGUGUUCUUUCUGCUGAAGCAUACAUUCUUUUCUAUGAGCGGGUGCUAUAG